Molecule: messenger RNA, 1529 nt
Organism: Ostrinia nubilalis (European corn borer)
Lineage: Eukaryota; Metazoa; Arthropoda; Insecta; Lepidoptera; Crambidae
Exons: 8
Coding region: 78-1529 (483 amino acids)
Source: RefSeq, a predicted model, not a curated record
AUUUAAUUUCAUUUAAUUUUACAUAUUUUGUAAACAUGAUUUUGAGUGUAUAAACAUAUUAUAAAAAGCUUAUUAAAAUGAAUUGUUGCAUUUCUGGAUGUAUCAACAAAUCAAGAACACCUUUAAACAAAUCAAAAGGUGUAAAAUUUUAUUAUUUUCCUAAGAAUAAUAUUUACAAGCCAUGGAUAUGCGAAAAACGGCAACAGUGGAUAAAAGCUGUAAAGAAACACACCAAAUGUCCGAAGAAUUGGCUUCCAACUGAAAGUACAAGAAUAUGCAGUGAACACUUCAUUGGCAACAAAAAAUCUGACAAUGCUAAACAUCCAUCAUAUGUUCCUACAAUUUUUCCUGGUGCAGAAAACAAUCGACACAAAAAGAUGGUUCAAAAGGAAAGAACUUAUACCCGAGAAGAACUUCUCGAAGCUGUACGACUAGUCGAGCAAAAAAAGUUGAAUAGUUAUGCUGCUGCUGAGCAAUUUAGGAUACCUCGGUUAAUAAUUGCAGAUCAUAUCUACUACAGAGAAAAACAGGAGAGUCUGAAGAGAAAAUUUACGUCGACUGAACGAGAGCCUGUACAACCUGAGUUUGACUUUGAUUUAUUUGAGUCUGAGUUUGAGCCUAAGUCUGAGCCUGAUUGUGAGUUACAGCGACAGUGUACACAAUGCCAGGAAGUUUUAUUAGGGUUCGUGUUCUUGUGCGUGGAGUGCUUGGCGCGCUCGUGCUCGGCGUGCGACGCGCGCGGGCUGCACGCGGCGCACCUCGUGCUGCGCGCGCCCGCCGCCCGCCCUGAGAGCGAGUUGGAGUUGGUGCUGAACAAAAUUCGCGACGCGCUGUGUCUGGACGUUGAGGGAACUCAAACGAACCCGGACCAACCGGUUGAAGAGUCGCCCCAGGAACCGGAAGAAGACUAUAUCAAGAUGGAGAUAGAAACAGAAGAAGAGCAGCCUAUUUGGCAUGAGAGCGUGUCGGGUGCUCCUGCUAAUACUGAUGAAGAACCUGAUGUAGAGCAUCAGUCUAUGUCCUGGGCGGGACGGGACGCGGGCGGGGACGAGUCGGACUCCUCUUGCACGCUCACGGCGAGCACCCCUUCCGAGGACAGCUCCAGCGACGACGACCAGGCCCUUCUCGUGGCGCGCCCCACCAGGCCUGCCGCGCCUCCUACCAGGCCUGCCGCGCCCCCCACCAGGCCUGCCGCGCCUCCUACCAGGCCUGCCGCGCCUCCUACCAGGCCUGCCGCGCCCCCCACCAGGCCUGCCGCGCCCCACACCAGGCCUGCCGCGCCCUCCACCAGGCCUGCCGCGCCCCCCACUAGGCCUGCCACCCCCCCCCACCAGGCCUCCCUCGCCCCCCGGCAGGCCGCGCUUCACCGACGAAAUGAACCGCUACAUCGUCCAAAUGUAUUACAAGCUGAGCCAAACAGAAAAGGACCCAAAGAAAAUAUUCGCCCAGAUGAAGCGAGCGUUCGCUGUCUCAUUUCCACGCACAAAAGUCUACAGAUCAAACUUGCAAUCACAAUUCUCAAUUAUUAA